Molecule: messenger RNA, 1448 nt
Organism: Hippocampus zosterae (dwarf seahorse)
Lineage: Eukaryota; Metazoa; Chordata; Actinopteri; Syngnathiformes; Syngnathidae
Gene: stard14
Product: START domain containing 14
Exons: 6
Coding region: 168-977 (269 amino acids)
Molecular function (GO): lipid binding
Source: RefSeq, a predicted model, not a curated record
UCAGGAAUCCUGUUCGACUCGAUCGGCGAUCGGCCUCUCUUUAUAUUCAGAAACCAACCCGCAGAAAGCCUGACUUGACUUUGGAGAACUUUCAAAAGAAGAGAAACCUUAUCGACUGUAUUAUUUUUUCUUGUUCUGUGCUCGCGUGCUGGGAGAUUAUUGGCAGCAUGUCUUUUGCCAGCAUCCUACCGGACGACUCUGCGUUUGUUGAUUUCAAGGAUCAGUGUUUGUCCACCACGGGGAACUGGCACAACAAAUACGACAAACACGGGAUGCAAGUGUGGAUGGAAAUCCCCAAGGACAAGGGGAACAGCAACGGGCCGAAAGUGCACAAGAUCAAAUGUAAAAUGACAAUCAAAGAAGUCUCUGCAGCGACCAUGUACGAUGUCAUCCACGACAGCGAGUACCGGAAGAUAUGGGACCCCAACAUGGAGGAAGGAUAUGACAUCGCCCGCGUCUCCGACUGCGCUGACCUCGGUUACUACUCAUGGCGUUGUCCAAAACCGAUUAAGAACCGGGAUGUGGUGACACUCCGCUCGUGGCAAGUGACAGACAAGGAAUACAUCAUCAUCAACUUCUCGGUCAAACACCCGAAAUUCCCUCCUCGCACUAACAUGGUGCGAGCCGUUUCCAUCCUCACCGGCUAUUACAUCGAGCCCACAGGGCCCAACAGCUGCAAUUUCAUUUAUCUCUCACAAGCCGACCCCAAAGGUUUUCUUCCAAAGUGGUUGGUAAACAAAGCUUCUGAAGUCCUGGCGCCGCGGGUGCUAAAAUGCGUGCACGAUGCGGGGAAGCAGUACCCCAAGUGGAAGGAGCAGAACAAUCCGGGUAACAAGCCAUGGCUGUACCCCGAACAGUGCAGGCUGCCCCGAAUGAACCCGGCCGAACUCGCCAUCCAGCGAGGCGACUCGCUAGAGAAUGUGGACGAGAGCGCCAUGCUGGAUGAAAGCUUACAGAUGCCGAGGGACAAAAAAUGACUCACAAAUGACGCGUUUACACAUUUUAAAAUCACCUCAGGAAGUGCUCAGAUAAGCUAAAUGCGUUUUUACCUUUAAUAUAUAGAGUAGCACACCUGUUGGGCAUUUUUGUAGCACAACAUUAAAAAAACAGGCCUUUUAGUUGUUUUCGUGUUUGAAAGUUCGUUUGAUGAAAAUAACAUGUUUUUUAAAGAUUUUUACUUUUGGUGGCGUACUACCUUUUUUGUGCAAUUAAGUAAUUGUAUAUAGUUUUUUUGUACCAUGUUGUUUUAAUACAUGCUUACCUGAUGGAUAGAAAUGACUUUCAUAGCUCUGUUGUAUUCAUUUAACUUUUACUAUUGAAGAAAAGAAAUGAAGCCUGUUGCCAGAUGGAUUUUUCUGAUGAUUUUCAGCUGAUGUCUGCUUGUGAUUUUUGGGGGGAGAAAAAAAUAGACCACGUAAAAAAUAAAAAUAAAAUUUGGUUAAAAACAA